CAUAAAUUAAAUUACUACAAAAAAAAAAUGACAGAUUUCAACUUCGACAGUACUUGUACUUCUCCAUAUAUAAGUGCACCUUCAAGUCCUCAACAUUUUAGUACAACAUUCUUUUUUAGUGCUCCUACUAGCCCUACUCGUAUCUCCGCUCUUCACAGCGAAUCUAACGUUGCUGAUCGUGAUCAUGAUAACGAUAAUGAUAAUGAUAAUGAUGAUUUCGCUUUUGAAUUUAGCGGAUAUGAAAUAAUGGAGAAAAGUACGAUAGCAGCUGACGAGUUAUUUGAUGGCGGGAAAAUCAAAUUAAAGCAAGUAAUGGUACCUAUUGAUUCGCCGAAAAUGAAACAAAACAACAAAGAUAGUGUAAAUUCUGAAUCAAAUUCUUCUAUGAGAGUAUCGGAUGUUUUGUUAAUCAAUGAAAAUGCGGAGAAAACAGAGUCCUCUGUUUCGUCGUUAUGGAAAAGAAGAUGGAAAUUGAAAGAUUUAUUGUUGUUUAGAAGUGCUUCUGAGAGUCGAGCUAGUAGUAAUACAAUAGAGAUGAGUAAGUAUGCGUUGGUGAAGAAAGUUCGUGAAGAGGAGGGAUCGAGCUCGAGCUUGAGGAUAACGAAGAUGGGAUCGAAUUCGGCUCAUGAAUUGCAUUAUAAGAUGAAGAAGGAGGUGUUGAAAGAUAUGAAGAAGAAAACAUUUUUACCAUAUAAGCAAAGUGUUCUUAGUUGGCAUGGUUGUUAUGGUCUUGAUGAUACAAUUUCAAUGUAUAUUUCUCCUCGUUAGUAGUUUAUAGUAUGAUUAUUUUCAUGUUUCAUUGUAUAUUUAUUUGAUAUUAUACAUUUCGCUUGCCCGCAGGAU
This is a messenger RNA of Solanum pennellii, 843 nucleotides long. RefSeq lists its product as uncharacterized. Bases 28 to 768 code for a protein of 246 amino acids. The transcript has a single exon. The record is from RefSeq and is a predicted model, not a curated record. Lineage: Eukaryota; Viridiplantae; Streptophyta; Magnoliopsida; Solanales; Solanaceae.